Molecule: messenger RNA, 5091 nt
Organism: [Torrubiella] hemipterigena
Lineage: Eukaryota; Fungi; Ascomycota; Sordariomycetes; Hypocreales; Clavicipitaceae
Source: the annotation of a GenBank genome assembly
CUCGAAAUUAUAAAUAACGGAACAGAUUAUGUACAUUUUACAUGUCUAAAUACGCUUUUUAAGAGGGGGUGCAGUGAUAAAGAGUACUGGCAUUACUUGAGCGUUGAGCGUUGUUCCUUCCCAGCAGAAAUGGGCAAGGCCAACCAUUCACCCUCUUUCAAUAAAUUACAAUCUGUAAAUAAGCGCUACAAAAGUGAGAUACCAUUUUAUACCUCAACUCGCUGUUUAGCACCUUGUUCCCGCAGCCAGGUCACCAAAGGCUCAGCUUUGCUUCUCUCGGCCGCAUCCAAUGGCGUCAUGUCUUCCCAGUCAGGAAUGAAAUUGAUCUCGGCGCCACGCCGCAGUAGAAACUUGGCAGUUUCUAGUUGCCCUCCAUGGCAUGCAUUCCAUAGUGCACAGUUUCGAUCAUGGUCAGAUACGCCAGGGUCUUGUGCGAAGAAGCCUUCGACGCGGGCGAGCAACCCGAGCGUUGCGGCAUCAUUAAUGCUCACGAUUGCUCCCCUUUCAACAAGCCGGUGUGCACAUUUCAACUGUAGAAAUGCUCUUGCAUCGGCUAGGGGUGUCUCAGCUAUAACUCCGCCGUCGGCGUUGAUAUCAGCUCCAGCAUCUAACAAAGCGUCGAGUAGAGCUACAUCGUCAUUGCUCGCUGCCCAGUGAAGCGGUGUCUCUGUGUGAUGUCCAAUGAAUCUAGCAUUCACAUCACAACCAACCUCGAUCAAGGCCUGAGCAGUGGCAAUGUUGUUGGGCAAGUUGCCCGGCCAAUCAGCCAAGAUGUGAAGUAGAGUUCUCCCAUCGCCGGCAGACAUGAUGUGAGCCUUGACGAGGUCGGGGCAAUCUGCCAGUGUCUGUCUAAGCGAGUCAACAUUGCCGGAUUUGAUGGCCUCGAUGGCCCGGGAUGCCCGUGGUUCAGUUGCUUCUAUUUGCAUUAUGUUUGUAGAUUGAACGGAAGUUUGUUUGUAGAUUGAAUAAAAAUGUUGCAUGAAGGAGCGUGAAUUCUCAUUUAGACAUAAUAGGCAGCGAUGCAUGUGGUUUAUAGUCGGCUUUCAGCUGCCGCCUGAAGCGGUGAUUGGCUAGCAAUGCCACACGGUCGGCGUGCAUGAAUUUACGGCAUUAAGCUCAUCUCACGGCAUAGCGAUCGCAAUCUGCUUUUUUCGGACAAAAUAAAAGAAAAUAGUAUAAAAAGAAGUCCUCAUGCCUGUGCUCCAGCGGCCUGCGUGGCGUUUAUCAGUUGACCAACGUGGGGUUGCCUGCACUCACUCAGCCAAGCUUACAGCUGUUGGACAACCCCAGUCGCACCCCGCCACCAGCCUCUGCUCGCCAUGCUCCCAACUCAACAACUACAACAGCAUCCUUGGGCGGGGAUCGACGAUAUCGCUGAUCCGUGUUUGGCAGAAACUAGAUUCGACUCUUCUAGGAAUGAUACCGACUCUGCUGAACGCAUGGAUUCCCGAAAGCCAAGCCUCGAUCUGGAGAAAGAGCUGACUUGCUCAAUAUGCACGGAUUUACUAUACCAGCCUCUUACGCUUCUUGACUGCCUGCACACCUUCUGUGGUUCGUGUUUGAAAGAAUGGUUCUCCUUUCAGGCGGCCAAAAUCGAACGAAACUUGAGACCGCCAGCCCCAGGUGAUGUCCUGUUCACGUGCCCAUCAUGCCGUGCAUCCGUUCGAGAUACGCGGCCCAACGCCACAGUUGUCACUCUCCUGGACAUGUUCUUUGCUGUUAAGCCUGAAAAGUCACGAUCAGAAGCUGACAGACAAGAAAUUGCCAAAAAGUACAAGGUCGGAGAAUCAGUCAUGCCCCAUAUCACCACUCGGGAGCAAACCAAGGAAGAAGAAGAGGCUGAAGAAGAAGAUAGGAGAUUAAUCCAAGAAGUGCGCGAAAUGAGUCUCCGUGAAGCUGAGACUGGUGUUUCUGAGUCUGCGUCCGGAAGAAGCCGUUCAAGCGACAACCGGCCAACCUCAAGCAGAAACAGGAGCGCCGAUGACCGUAGCGGGCGACGAGGAGACGCCCCGCCCCGAGGCCCAGGUCAAGCAACUUCAAGGCAAAACUCAGACCACUUACAGGUCGGUGAUAGAAGCCACCGCCGGCAACGGAGUGACUCUCGCCCUCGUCAGGUCGAGCAUCAAUCGUCCAUCAGAUCCUUGAUUGGAUCCGCUGAAUUGUCAGAACGGGACAUUGAACGUGAAAUAGAGGAGUUUGCUCGGCAAAUACAAGAAGAAGGUCUACUAGAUGGCUUAGACUUGGAUAAUAUCGACCUUACACGAGAUGACGAUCUCAGCAGACGAAUUACCGAAGCCUACAGACGUCGGCAGCGCGACCGGAGAAGUAAUGCGCCAAGUCGAAGUCCUGCGGCGCAAGGCCGCCAGCGUGAUGACAGCCAAUCCGAAGGCGCUGACCGAUCGAAUGGCCCGGCUGAAACGUCACAGAAUCAAUCAGCUACAGCCUCAGGCGAUACGAACGACGCACCUUCAUCGUCAUCGACACCCCAAAAUUCUUCCUCUAGUCGUGAUAUACCUAACAUCCCAACCCGAAGUGGAAGACGGCGUACCAACAGUGGUGGCAUAGGUACAACGGCUCCAUUCCCAGGAGUGGUACCACCAUUGCCUGCUGGUCGAUCUCAAACGGAUCUACCAAUCCGAACUCGUCCCUUGGAGCUUGCUGAGCAUCUUCCAGGCAUGUCCGAUGAACGAAGUUCUAGUGUUCCCUCGUCUCCACCAGACAACGCUCCUUCAACAAACAAUAUAUCGUUCGCGAAUAGGUUAGCCCAAUCCAACACAACAGCUCCAUCCGAAACUAGCAGUCAAAGCACAGCUAGACCGCAUAGAGCGAGCGAUCUGGAAGUCGUCCAAUCCACGACGUUGGCCGCAACCGGGGGACCGGUUCGCUCGAUGCGGGAUCGAUCUCCCAGUCAGCUGUUUCCUGAACCCGUUAUAACAUGCUACGCUUGCAAUAAACAGCAAAUACAGUACGACUUGCACUAUAAUUGCCAAGUCUGCGAAAGUGGGCAACUCAACCUGUGCCUGGACUGCUACCGCCGCGGAAAGGGUUGCCAGUUCUGGUUUGGCUUCGGUCAAGGUGCCAGCAGGAAGUGGGAAAAGCUACGCCAGCAAAGAAACGAUGACUCUUUGCCACCUCCUCAUGUGCUCGUUCCCCGCCGCUACCUGCCUCCUGCCAAUCAUCCAAAGGAAUCAAAUGGCAAACCAACGGCUACGAAUGAUGAUCCGAACAAUAGACUUGAAACAGGGACAUUUUGUGCCAAGUGCCUUGCUUGGACUAACGACUGUUAUUGGAGGUGUGAUAUUUGUAAUGAUGGCGAAUGGGGAUUUUGUAACAACUGUGUCAACCAAGGCAACAGCUGCUCACAUAUGCUGCUACCUCUUAUUUACGAGGUUUCGGAGCCAUUUCGACGAUCAUUAGGUCGACCUCCUCAAGCAACAGUCGCUGCCAACUUGGGGCAGCGCACCAGCGCGUUUAAGCCACUUUUAUUCAACUCGACCUGCGACAUAUGCCACAAUGGCAUAGUUUCCUCUGAUGUCAGAUUUCACUGCCACAGCUGUACGAGUAGCCUGGUCGAAGAUGCUAGCCCUGGGGAUUAUGAUAUAUGUUCUCCGUGCUAUGCUAGCCUUGUUGCCCGCGGGCAGAUCAGCCAUGAGAAUGGGUAUUCUGGGUGGAGAAGAUGCCUUCAAGGUCACCGAAUGGUCGUUAUCGGCUUCGUUGAUAGCGACGAUGGCCGUUGGCGAUUUAUUGACCGAGAUCUAGUAGGUGGCCGAGCCAUGAAGAUGGAAGUGUUAGAGUCUUCUGGAGAUCGAUUUCAAAAAUGGACUUGGAAGAAGAACUCGGACCGCCUUGAGAGACUUGUCACCAAGGAUGUGUCGGAUACAGCGCCAAAUACCGUCGCGUCCAAAACUUAUGCGACAGAUUUCCCGCCAGAAGGCGGUGCUGGCUCGCUAGGCCGAACGAAAUGGGCGUGGUAUCCACAAGGCGAUACAGAUGAUGAGCUCCUGUUUCCAAAGGGGGCUGAAAUUAAGGAAAUUGAGGACGUGAAUGGAGACUGGUACUUUGGUACAUAUAUGGGAAGCAAGGGACUUUUCCCAGCGCCCUAUGUUCACGUCGAGAUUAGUUGGAUAUAGAACUGAUCAUCAUAUCUCAGACUGCAUUGUUAUGAGUACAUGGAAGCUCCGCAAGGCAGUAACGUACGAUAUACGGGUUUCACUUUUGGAUAAUAAAAGCACAAUCAUUUGAUUUUUUUUUAAUAAUUUAUUUUCAUUUCAUAAAAUUUAAAGCAAAUGUUAUAAACUUGUUUUCAAUGCUUGGUGGUACAUAGGCGGGUGACAAAUUAAGAGUGAGUCCACUCGGGCUUCUGCUUCUCGGCGAAAGCCUUCAUGCCAACCUUUUGAUCGUUGCUGCCGAAUAAGCUGUGGAAAACACGGCGCUCAUACUCGACACCAUCACGCAGAGGGAGAUCCUGGCUCUUGUUGACAACCUCCUUGCAGGCCAUGACGGCGACACGGGAGUAGCCAGCAAUCUGCUCGGCAAGCUUCACGGUCUCCUCCAUCAAGACUUCGUAGCUAGGAAAUGCGCGAGCAGCAAGACCCCAUUUCUCAGCAUCAGCGCCAGAGAAGGAACGGCCAGACAGGAUCAGCUCCAUAGCCUUGGACUUGCCAAUGGCGCGGGUAAGACGCUGGCUGCCACCAGCACCAGGGAUAGUGCCGAGCUUGAUUUCGGGCUGGCCAAAGUUGGCGUUUUCAGUGCAGUAGAUGAGGUCGCACAUCAUGGCAAGCUCGCAGCCGCCGCCGAGAGCGUGGCCAGAGACGGCAGCAAUGAUGGGCUUCUUGAUCUGGGUGGUCAAGAGGGACCAGGACUCGAUGAAGGACUUGGUGUAUGCCUCGGAGAAGGUAAGGGGGGCCAUCUCCUUGAUAUCGGCACCGGCAGCAAAGGCCUUCUGGGAGCCAGUCAGUAUAAUAACGGAGGUAUCAUCAGAGGAGUUGAAUUCGUUAAGCGCUUCGUUGAGCUCCUUGAUGAGUGGGGUGCAGAGGGCGUUGAGUGCCUUGGGGCGGUUGAGUGUGACUGGUAGCGCUGGUUAGUGGCUUG